Molecule: messenger RNA, 399 nt
Organism: Haemonchus placei
Lineage: Eukaryota; Metazoa; Nematoda; Chromadorea; Rhabditida; Trichostrongylidae
Source: the annotation of a GenBank genome assembly
AUAAGUUUGUUACAGCUGCUCAUAUCAGGGGGCAAAAACGGAACUCGCCUCACAAUUCAGGAAAAUCGCUGCCGGCUCGAAAACACGAAACAUUUCCAGGUGAUCUCCACGAAGACUUCAAGACCAAUCUUCAGCGCCCAGCAUCCGGUCGUUUCAAUUGACGAAAAAAUUAAAAAGCUCUCGACAGCUAAAAUUGUGACCAAUAAGCGUGAUGGCUCAAUACACUUGCGAGGGCGAUUACUGUUCGACACAACGCGAGGUCUUCCACUUUCACCAUCGCCGGCGUUGGCGGCAUCCAUCGAUGCGUUUCGAGUAUGUGUUUGUGGUGGAGCAGAGCAGAAGUUAUUCCUCACACCAGGAAAUAAACCCUGCGAAUCAAGUAACGCUUUGUGUACAUAA